This is a messenger RNA of Toxotes jaculatrix (banded archerfish), 1440 nucleotides long. Its product is annotated as dendritic cell-specific transmembrane protein. The transcript has 3 exons. NCBI's taxonomy places the organism in Eukaryota, Metazoa, Chordata, Actinopteri, Toxotidae. The record is from RefSeq and is a predicted model, not a curated record. Gene Ontology annotation, cellular component: membrane. Bases 1 to 1440 code for a protein of 479 amino acids.
AUGCUACUCUCAUGGAUUUCAAUAAAACAGAGCCUCAAAGAUGUUGGUUUUCUGGCUGUGGAUGUUUUCACAACUGAUAAUAGGGACGGCUUUCGAAGAACUCUUAUCCUCCUCCUGACCUGUAGCUUCUCCAGCCUCCUGCUCAGCACCCUGCUCUUCCUGUACCUCCUCUUCACCCUGGACUAUGAGACAGCAGUGGCUGGAGGGAUUACUGGCAUCUUUGGGGCAUUAUUCACCAUCGCUCUCUUCUUAUCAAAGAGAGUGAGAUGCUUAGCGACUCUAUUCGUGAUCUCUGUUUUCAUGAAGAAGAGUCGGAACUUGCUGCUAACCGCUGGGACCAGUUUAGUGGUUCUUAAAAACAUCGGCAACACCCUGGAGAACCUCACAGGCCUCCUCAGGAGUAUGAUUUGCAACCUGAAGGCAAAGAAAUCAGCCAUCAUUGCUCCAUUCAGCAACUAUGUCAGCAUGUUGAAGUGGAUAGGAAACAUGCUUAAAGGGGUUACGGACCUGGGAGUGUUGAACCUUGACUCCCAGCUCAAGGUUUCACCCAGACUGGAAUCAGAAAAAUUCAGGGAGAAACUCACUGAAGCAGAGCAGAGGCUGAACGAGACUGUAAAAUAUGCACAGUCCCUCAUGAACACAGUCUCCUCCGUGACCGACAGGAUGUUUCCUGCCGUCAGUUUCCUCGUGCUCAUGAUGUUCAUAGCCGUGCACAUAAAAAAGUACUGCAACGACAUGAAAUACAAGAACAGGUUCAUCAGCAGCAAAUUUGUGCGUUUUGACGAGAAGCAGAAGGCAGAAGGAAAGCCUCAUAUCCUCCCACUCACACCGGAGGAGGGGAAGCUGUACACGGCUGUCCUCUCCGCCUGUCCCACGGCCAGAGAGAGGAAAGCUGUGCUGAAAUUCGGUGCUUCAGUUGUUGUUCAUUUUGUAGCUUGGGCCGUAUUUAUAACUGUGGAUGCCUUAUUGUACUGCUUUGUUGAUAUUGUAACAACAAAGCUGUCAGAGCUGGAGCCCUUCCAGGUCCCCUUGUUAAUGAGCAUCAAAGGGAUUGCAACUUUAGUUGGCAUACAGUUAAGUGAGGAAACUCAUCAAAAAGACUUUUCCUACUCUGUGACCUUGUUCGAAAAGAAGUGCCUUCCUAAGCCCAGGCUACUGCUCUAUAAUUCCAUAUUUCCACUGACUGCCAUCCUGCUCAUCUUGUUCAUCAUGGCCCUGAUGGCUGCCAAAAUGGCCCAGCUCAGGCUGAUGGUCUGUGAGCGAUUCUUCUCCACGGCUGCGGAGGAGAGAGUGGAGUACCUGCACGCCAAAAUCCUACGAAAGAGACUAAAAAGGAGGAAGGAGAAAAACAGCUGCAGCCUCAUGUCACUGCUUGUUAAGCCACAUUUCUGGUGCCCGCUGCUCUUUCGACCCAAAGAGGAUCCACAAAGCAUCGUGUGA